Messenger RNA from Anguilla rostrata (American eel), 5831 nucleotides. RefSeq names its product thyroid hormone receptor beta. The record is from RefSeq and is a predicted model, not a curated record. Gene Ontology annotation, molecular function: zinc ion binding; nuclear receptor activity; RNA polymerase II cis-regulatory region sequence-specific DNA binding. The coding region runs from base 1519 to 2778 and encodes 419 amino acids. The transcript is spliced from 10 exons. Lineage: Eukaryota; Metazoa; Chordata; Actinopteri; Anguilliformes; Anguillidae. Gene Ontology annotation, biological process: positive regulation of transcription by RNA polymerase II; retinoic acid receptor signaling pathway; cell differentiation.
GGACGGACUAAACCUGCGACUGUGAUUGCGUUGAAUAUUAGCUAUUAUCAGUGUAUCAUAGCCUAUAGGCUAGAAUUCCACCUCGUUCGAUUUGCGCGGAUGUGACUAGCGUUUUGGAUUUGAAAACGUCAACAACCUUGUCUGUAAGGGGGUUGGAAAUAGUUGUCAGAAAAAGUGACGUUCUUUUAGAUAAGGCGCGUCGACCGACAUUUUCUGUCAGGAUCAACAGUUUCACAUCUGGAUUUCACAUCAUGAAACGCUUGCUUUGUUUAUCGAUGGGUACACUUUUGCAAGGACAUUUGAACGUUCCGUUUUGAACAGACAUUUGACAUUGUUUUUCUGAGGAAGAGAAAGGUGACAGGGGCUUUCGCUGCCGGGAGUGGAAAUUGACAUGAUGUUUUGAGUGACGCAGGACCUCAGGUAUUCUGUUGUCACCAGGGGAUGUGAUCAUGACUCCGAGGCCCUAAUUCUCAGAAGUAUGUCAGGUAGGACAAUUUUUUAUUACAUAAGAACAGGGGUAGCAGUCUGACCCAGUGUUACAAUUUAACCCCUUUGCACAGAUGCCAAAUCUGGUCAGUCCUCACCCAUUUAUGCAGUGUUUUACUGAAGGCUUUAUCACAUGGAAAAUGAAGACACUUUACAAUUAACAAUACUAACUUACAGUACUUUAGUACAGUACUUCUAGCUUCACAAUUUAACCGGUGCAUCAAACAUGACACACGACUGAGCCACCCAUGAACACUUACACUACAGUAUGUGGAACGCCUGCAUUAAAGAAUACUGCGAACCUCUUGAAAGACACUCAGUUACAUUGUGAGUGGUAUAAAUUCAAACAAAGCAAGCCACAAUGAGCCACUAUGCUAACACUGCCCAAGGUACGUUAACAAUUAGCUUGUAUAGCUGUAUACACUUGUAUAGUACUGCGUAAUGUUAUGGCUGACUGCGCAACAUUGUGCUGAAGCAACAAUUCAUGCUGUUGUGCGGGUCUCUCAAUCAUCGUUAUAAAUUUCAGUUGAGACAUGCCAUACACCAUUGGAUGCCUAGAAGACCAUUGUGAGUCAAUUGAUUUAACAAAUGUGAGGCUUUCUUUUCAUAUUGCCUUCUAAGGUAAUACAAUAUUUAUUCAAGUUUUGUCUAAUCUUAAUAAGGAACCAUUUAAAUUUUUAUAGCAACUUGUCAUGUAUGAUCAGUAAAAAAUAUUACAUGCUAUUUAAAUCUCAAAUAUGUGCGUCUAUAUUCUGAAAUCAAGGCUUUAACAUAUAGCAACAUAGUGAAUAAAUUAAAAUAAAUUGAUUGUCAGCAAUCACAGUUAGUUUUGACAGCGUGUAUUGCAUGAUAAUUCAUUGUGCUUUGCUGUUAUUUGUCAGGAACAACAGUUUUCAUGGCAGGAUAACCUGGAACCUGACAGUGAACUGACAUUCCCUAACUGCUAUGCUGGCCCACUAACUGUAAACCUGAUAGUCUGCAGGACCCAUUGCCACCCGUGGUAUAUCCUAUGUGUAUGAAUUGCAGAGCUGGAUGAUGGGGGUUGUUUUGUUUUACCUUAAUUUAAGAAGGGGGGUUUAUAGUUUUUUGUUUUUCUUUUUAAUUUCAGAGCAAGCAGGACAAUGUAGCCCCAGAUGGAAAGAACAUGAGCUCAUGCAAGGGUACGUACCAAGUUAUUUGGAUAAGGAUGAGUUGUGUGUAGUGUGCAGUGACAAAGCCACCGGCUAUCACUACCGUUGUAUUACCUGUGAAGGGUGCAAGGGAUUUUUCCGACGGACAAUCCAGAAGAAUUUACAUCCGACGUACGCUUGUAAGUACGAAGGGAAGUGUGCCAUCGACAAGGUGACCAGGAACCAAUGCCAAGAAUGCCGCUUCAAAAAAUGCAUUGCAGUUGGCAUGGCAACAGACCUUGUGCUGGACGACAGCAAGCGUCUGGCCAAGAGGCGGCUGAUUGAGGAGAACAGGCAGCGGCGGCAGCGGCGGGAGGAGCUCCAGCGGACGGCGUGGAGGAAGCCGGAGCCCACGCCCGACGAGUGGGAGCUGAUCCGGGCAGUGACCGAGGCCCACGUGGCCACUAACGCUCAGGGCAACCACUGGAAGCAGAAACGCAAGUUCCUGAGAGCAGUGGAGGUGAAGGAGUCCAAGGCAGAGGACAUCGGUCAAGCUCCAUUCGUCAACGCGCCAGAUGGAAACAAAGUGGACUUAGAAGCCUUCAGUCAGUUUACAAAAAUUAUCACCCCAGCCAUCACCAGGGUGGUGGACUUUGCCAAAAAGCUGCCCAUGUUCUGUGAGUUACCAUGCGAGGACCAGAUUAUUCUUCUGAAAGGCUGCUGUAUGGAGAUCAUGUCGCUGCGGGCGGCGGUGCGCUACGACCCAGAGAGCGAGACGCUCACACUGAACGGGGAAAUGGCUGUGACUCGGGGUCAGCUGAAGAACGGGGGGCUGGGCGUCGUGUCAGACGCCAUCUUUGAUCUGGGCGUGUCCCUGUCCUGCUUCAACCUGGAUGAUUCUGAGGUGGCUCUACUGCAGGCUGUCAUCCUCAUGUCCUCAGACCGUCCGGGCCUGACGAGCGUGGAACGGAUCGAACAGUGCCAGGAGGACUUCCUCCUGGCCUUCGAGCACUACAUCAACUAUCGCAAACACAAGGUGCCAUACUUCUGGCCCAAGCUGCUGAUGAAGGUGACGGACCUGCGCAUGAUUGGGGCGUGCCACGCCAGCCGCUUCCUGCACAUGAAGGUGGAGUGUCCCACCGAACUCUUCCCACCGCUCUUCCUGGAAGUGUUUGAAGACUAAAGGGGGGCACGGACACACCAAACUCUUUCAGCACUACUGAGUCAUUUCAUUCCAUUGAUUAGGUGUGGCUUCUUCCUAGUUUUGGAUGGAACUAUUCCUAAGAUGCGGGUACAUGUGAAUAGUUUUUUUUGUUUUUAUUCCCCCUUGUCUUUUUGUACAUCUGUAUACAUACAGUGUUUUUCAUGGUAACGAUGUGAUUGGUCGAUUUUUUUUUUUUUUUUUUUUUUUUUGCGCCAGCGCUUACCUAGCAAUGAUAACUAGUUGACUUUGAAUUUAAGAAGUGCAUGCACUUUUUAUGUGAUAGUAUCUUCUUGGGUGAUUUGUCAGUUUUUACCAUACUUUUACAGUACUUCAUGUGAGCUGUGAGUGAGACUGUGUUUUAUGAAAAAAGUGCUUUCGGUGGGAUAAAGUGGCUCAUUCCAAAUGAUGUCGCCGUGUUUUGCGACCAACACGCCUGUACACAAAUCAGCGCCCUCGUGGAGUGACAGCACAUUUACCAGUACCCGCCACAACUGUGAUGCUGUAGUUUGUGCCAUCCGUGACAGCCAUGAACAGACUUUGUGCUUUUGAUUUUAUUAUUUCAUCAAAUGGACUCUCUACCAUUAAGUGCACAUAUUAGUAAGAAAAAAAUCUGUCUUGUUUUGUUAAAAAAAAGGCACCUGUUUGGUGCCAAAAACCGUCUGCUAAAACUCUGCAUCAACCUGGUUACCACACACAUCAGAAACCUCACAACAGCCUUUGUGCAAUGUCGUUGCUGUGUGCUUUAUCCUUCAUUUUGAGAAGCACACUUAAGGGAAUGCUACCAUUUUCUCACCGGUGUUCAGAAAUAAACAAAUACACGAGUCAGAAACAAAAAAGGUGCCGAUCUUAAUGUGCUUUGCUAUGUGAAUCAGGGGGAUUCGUCAUCUCAUUUGGGAGCUGUUGUUUGUCCCUCUGUGUUCUGUGUAUACAAAAGACUGCAGAUUACUCACUUGCCAGACAAUCUUGAUGCAGUAGUUCUGUGUUAAUGUUUCACAUCUCUGAUUUUCUUGUGUCAUUUUCUAAAUGUGUAAGUUAUUACAAAUCAACUGAAGCAAUGCUUUUGCUAGGACUUGUUGGUGCUAAGAAUUGGCCAGUUCCAUGCUUCUGAUUCCUGGUUUCCCCGAUGCAAAAGGUCAUGUCUACAAUAGAAUUAUGAUCAGGAGAAGCAGGAAAUUAGACUGAGAGAGAGAGAAAGAGAGAGAGAGAGAGAGAGAGAGAGAGAGAGCAAGCAAGAGAGAGAGCGAUAGAGAGAGAGAGAGAAAUAGAGAGAGCACAUGAGACAUCAGCAGCUACAGUGUUAGGAAUCGGCCAAUAUUACAACUGUGUUAGCUUGUCUGAUAUUUUUAGGUUUAGCUGUCCGUUUUUUUUGGGAAAUUUGAGGAGUAAGACAGGAACGGUAGAUUUUUGUUGUAGUGCUUUGCUUUAUAUUGAAAAAAAAAAAAAAUGUUUUGUGUGAAACAGUUAUAUAAAAGCUUUCCUUAUCCUCAAAGCGGCUCUGUUAUAUGCAAGUUGAUGCCUUUUUAUAAGCAAUAGCUUUGCAGCAACGUUUGAAUGAUUGUGACUUCUCACGCUACAGCACAGAUUUAAUGUUAAUGCACAGACAAUCAAGCAAGUGGACUAGAGAGGGGUACCAGGGGGCUCACUUGCCUGAGGGAAAGGUGAACACAACAUGGAGUGGUGGGUCUUUGUACUCCUCACAUGUGGGGCAACUUGUUGAUCAAGGAAUGUUAUAUACUCUACAUGUUCUACUUUUUUACAAAAUUAUGGAUAUGAACUAGCAAAGCAGUGGAUAUGUUACGUACCAUAAAAAGCUAUUUUACAGUAUAAAGGAUAAAGGUUUGUAUAUUUUCAGAAUGCAGAGGUGCUCUGCCGAUAUUUUACUCAUAUACUGAACGUUUUAUCAUUUUGCGAACCUGAGAGGUCUUUUCUUGAAUUUAUAGCAAGAACGGUAUACUGUUGAGAGUUGUUCAUAUAAGAUUCACGAGUGACUGUUUCCUAUGAUACUUUCAAAUCAUUCCAAAAAAGGGAGUUUGAAGCAGCUGAUUUCCUGAGAGAUCAUCCUAGUCAAGCAAAAGCGUUUUAACUUUUUUAGCCAUUUUUUUAAAUGCAGUACUAUAAUUAGGAAGUAAACAGCAAUGGCCAUUAUAUCACUGUGGUUAGGAAGAAACUAAAUGAACCUCGCUGGUAAAACUUUACAUUCUUUUAAAACAAUGGAUCUGAGCACAUGGCUCAGUACAGUUUUAAAAAUUAAUUUAAAUUUUUGUCAGUUCAUUACCUGUUUACUACUUGCUCAGUUUACCAUUUACUUUCAGAAACAUCAUAUUUCUAAUUAACCGGCAACAGUGUAUGCACUUUUUUAUGAUAGCAGUAUGGAGGCAUAUUCAGGGAACUAAGCUUGUAAUCAGAAGGUUUUGAAUCCCAUGUUGGACACUGUUGAAAGGUACUUAACCUGAGCUAUGUCCAUAAAUAUCCAACAAUGUAAAUGGAUAACAACAACAGUAAUGAUAAUAAUGGUAAGAAUAAUUAAAGGCCCUAAAAUAAACUCAUCAGUGACCUUUCUGAAAAGGCAUCUGUAUUCAAAACUUGUAUUUACAAGUAGUAAGCUCAAAACCAAAAGCGUCAAAUUAUAAAAUAGUACAUCCUCCCCUUGCUAUUGAUAGUAAUCUCAAUAUCUUAUUUUGUUCUAUUUUGUUUCAUCCUAGUGAGCAAUUAUGUGCACAUUGAUAAAAUACAGACCAUAUCAAAACUAUGAGUAUGUUCUGAGUGAGAGGAUUUGACUGAGUUUGCGAAUAUUUCACUGAGUAAAUGGUAGUUUUGUACUAAACUGGAUGUUUUGCACAUGGCUGCACUAUCAGAGUAAGGUUUGAAAUUGCUUUGAUCUGGAUGUCCUGGUUGACAUGACUGUUUCUAAUGUUGCACUAAAGGAAGAUAAUGACAACAGGGAUGAUGAUAGUGAUGAUGAUGUUUCUUAUGAUGUCUGUGUUGUGUGAAUUGGCUCUGAAAAUAAAUAUGGAUUGGAAAACUCCCUGGAA